AUGACGGCUCUCAACGCCAGACACAUCACCAAAAGUAAGGGAACCCAAGAGUGCGCAAUGGAAAGUCCGUCCAGGGUCGAGAAACUGCGGCGCCGUCACCCUCGUGAAGGCUUCACGCGCAAUGUCGCCGCAUGUGAUGCUUGCCGACAGAGCAAAACUCGUUGCGAUAACGCCAGGCCGUCAUGUGCGAAGUGUGCCACGAAUGGUGUGAGAUGCAUAUAUUCAGCAAAGGACCCUAUAUCCAUGGUGGAUGCUUGGGGCGCAAAGAUUCUUGCUGCUGUUCACCGCAUAGAUCAGAGGCUUGCAGGAGGAGCACCAACAAGCUGCUCGCCCCUGUCGCACUCCCUGGACAAAAAUGAGAAGCAUUCAGACGACGACCAGGUCGAAGUAGAGAUGUUGUCAAGAAACGAUUCACUGAGAACUUGCGUCACCGGUGCCGACGCCAUCCUGAGCUGGCCAAUCUUUCCCAGCGAGAAGCCGGUCUCAAUAUUUGGGACAUCCGCAUUCUCAGCAAAAAGAGACAGAUUCACCCCAGGAACUCCAAGCACAAACCUCAACCAACUUCAAAGCCUACGCCGUCUUUAUGUUUCCAACAUACAUACGAAAGCCCCCAUCAUCGAUCUUAAUCAGCUGGACAAGUUCAUCUUUGAUGUCGCCGGAAAUGGACUUCAUGCUUCUGCUAAUACAUGCCUUGUCCUCCUUGUGUGCGCGUUGGCUAAGAUCUGGGGCAAUUCUACAUGCGACGAUGUCUAUACUCAGGUCAUAUACGACUCCGCUACAGCUGCGCCACGAUUGCACACAUCGCUCGCGGUCCCGGAAGAUCGGAUGAAAGAGUCGCUGUCAUACUUUGCCGCCGCUCGAGACAUGAUGUCGGCUGCAUAUCUCGAUGACUCGCUCACGGGUAUCCAGUGUUUCUGCCUGUUUGGCUACUGGUACCAGUGCAACAUCGAACCUGUGCAAAGCUGGAAAUUCUUCAGGACAGCAUCCACACUGUGGCAAGCCUACCAUGCUAAGCAUCGCCAACAACCGUCCAGCAGGUCGGAAAAAGAAAACAGUCUGGAACAACGCUUGUACUGGACAUGCCUCAAAACAGAGUGUGAGCUACGAACUGAACUGCCUGACUUACCUUCGAGCUGCCUCUGGGCUUCCGACUUUCCGUUUUCAUUUCCAUCAUUUUCCAAGCCAACUGAUACUGAUCAAGCGGAUGGAUUGGAGACUGGUGACCCCGACCCCACGACUGCGUCUUCCUUCUACUACCUGGCCGAGAUCUCACUGCGCAGGCUUCUCAACCGCAUUCGUAACUCUUUGGGGUCCCUCAAUCCAAGGAUGAGCACUCCAGACAUUCAAAAGUUCAGCCAGGCUCUUGCCAAACACGAACAUCAGUUGCAGCGGUGGGUCGAGUGUCUGCCUGUCGCACUGCAAUUUGCUAUGCCACUCCGACUGGAGCCUCCCAGCGAAGAGCCUGAGCUUGUACAGCUACUCCGUGAGAGAUAUACGCAAGCUUACGAGCUACUCCGGCGGCCCUAUCUUUAUCUGUGCCUUCACGCCCAUUUGGACCCAGAAUUACUGGAAAUAUCCACACAGCGAGCCAACGACUGUCUCUAG
This is a messenger RNA of Exophiala xenobiotica, 1605 nucleotides long. RefSeq lists its product as uncharacterized. The record is from RefSeq and is a predicted model, not a curated record. NCBI's taxonomy places the organism in Eukaryota, Fungi, Ascomycota, Eurotiomycetes, Chaetothyriales, Herpotrichiellaceae. The coding region runs from base 1 to 1605 and encodes 534 amino acids. Gene Ontology annotation, biological process: regulation of DNA-templated transcription; DNA-templated transcription. The transcript has 6 exons. Gene Ontology annotation, molecular function: DNA-binding transcription factor activity, RNA polymerase II-specific; DNA binding; zinc ion binding.